AUUUUAUUAAUAAAAUUCAUUCCGUCUAAUCAUUUCACACGUUUUCCCUCUCUUUUGCUUUGCUUUCCCUCUCUUUCGAUUAUACUUUUCCCUCCAACAUUUUUGUGAACAAGAAUAUAUAUACUCUGGAUCAAAUGAUUGUCGCUCAUCACCACCGGCUAUUGUUGAUGGCCAGAAUCACCAAUCUCAGGUGCACUUAAGGAUGAAUUACAGUGAACAAGUACCUUCUUUUCCAAAUAUGCUUGGUGCAGAAUGUUUUGUAUAUGAUGAAUUUGCCAGACCAAAUUUAAGUGCUCAUCUCACACAAAGUCACGAAGAAGAAAAUGCUGAAGUAAUAUCAAUCUCAUCUCAAGACUUUAGCUCACAAAAGGUGAAGGAGAAAAGACAACGAACCAGAAACUUUAGUAAGCAGGAGGAUGAGCUACUAAUCUCAGCAUGGCAAAAUGUAUCAUUUGAUCCUAUCACAGGGGUUGAUCAAAAAAAUGAAACUUACUGGCAAAGAGUGCACAGCUACUUUAUGAAACAUAAAGACUUUCAAUCUGAUCGUACCAGCUGUUCAUUGAUGCAUCGUUGGUCCGUGAUACAACUUGCCGUCAAUAAAUUUCAAGGAUAUUAUAACCAAGUAGAAGGAAAAAGUGGGUGCUCUGAAGCUGAUAAGAUUAAUAAUGCGAAGGAUAUGUAUAAAAAUCUUUGCAAACACAACUUUUCUCUUGAGCACUGCUGGAAUCUACUGAGACAUUUGCCUAAAUGGAAUAUUGAGUUUGGUACAAAGAAAGCAAAAAUUUUCCAAAAGGACAGUCCAAAAGUUUCUUCUCCCUCAACUCCGGAUUGUGAAAUGUUAGGAAACUCAGCCUUUGAAAGGCCAAUUGGGAGGAAAGCUGCAAAAGAAAUCCAGAAAAAAAGAAAGAAAUUAGACAAUGAGUUCGGUGAUUAUGGUGGAGCUGCAAUAUUAGAGAAAAUGAUGGCUGAUCAGAAUGAAUGCAGGAAACAAAGAAAUGAGCAUCUCAAAGAAAUGCGACAGUUAGCAAAAGAUAGAGAUGAGCGCGAGAAGAGAAGAGCAGCGGCAGAACAAGAUGAAGCUGAUGCCAAAAUAAUGGCUAUGGAUACAAGUUCUAUGGGGGCAAUUGAAGUUGAGUAUUUUAACUCCAGAAAACAAGAGAUUAUUGAAAGAAGGCGCAAUUUGUUUGCUAAGUAAUCACUACUUUCUUUAUCAGAAUAUCUUUUGACAAUUGAUUUGGACUACAAAUGUUUAAAUGCCUCAACAUUUUUGGAAUAUAUGUAUUUGACAAUUGUAUGGUUUAAUAUCAGCUCAUUAUGCACAUUUUGGA
This is a messenger RNA of Daucus carota subsp. sativus, 1328 nucleotides long. Its product is annotated as glutathione S-transferase T3. The transcript is spliced from 4 exons. NCBI's taxonomy places the organism in Eukaryota, Viridiplantae, Streptophyta, Magnoliopsida, Apiales, Apiaceae. Bases 203 to 1195 code for a protein of 330 amino acids. The record is from RefSeq and is a predicted model, not a curated record.